CGCUUAGCGGUCGCCCAACCUCAGAUCUCGUCAGCCUCUGGACCACCAGGUUCAUGUGGAGGCUCCCAGGCGCCCGCGCCGCGCUUCGUGGGGUCCGCACGGCGGUGGAGCGGCACAGUCGGGCCGAGGCGGCGACUGAGACCGCGGCAGGCGCGAUGGAGCGCGCUGUGGUGCGCUGUGUGCCCUCGGAGCCUAAGCUAAGUCUGUCGUUCGCGCUGGCCGACGGCAGCCACAAGAACAUGCAGCGCGACCAGAGCGAGCCGCUGGGUCGGGCCCUCAGCCGGAUCGCUACCAAUGCCCUCAAAGGCCACGCGAAGGCGGCCGCCGCCAAGAAGAGCAGGAAGAACCGGCCAAACGCAAGCGGCGGCGUGUCCUGUGCGGGGCCUGGGCCCGAGCCGGCUGCAGCCUGCGAACCCGUGGUGAAGCUGUACUACCGGGAGGAGGCAGUGGCUGAAGACGUGCUCAAUGUGGACGCCUGGCAGGACGGUGCGGUGCUGCAGAUCGGCGAUGUCAAGUACAAGGUGGAGCGCAACCCUCCCGCCUUCACCGAGCUGCAGUUGCCGCGCUACAUUAUGGCCGGCUUCCCGGUGUGCCCCAAGCUCGGCGUCGAAUUUGGGGAUCCCGCCGGCUCCCUCUUCCGCUGGUACAAGGAAACCAAACCCGGAGCGGCGGAACCUGAGGGCGGAGGCCCCUCAUCGUUGUCUCUCUCUUCGCCCUCUCCUGGUUGGACUGAGACGGAUGUGGACGAGCGCGUCUACACCCCGUCCAAUGCCGACAUCGGGCUACGGCUCAAACUUCAUUGCACCCCAGGCAAUGGGCAGCGCUUCGGGCCAAGCCGGGAGUUGGAAAGUGUGUGUCCAGUGGAGGCCGGGCCCGGCACCUGCACCUUUGACCACCGGCAUCUGUACACCAAGAAGGUGACGGACGACGCUCUCAUCCGCACUGUCUCCUACAACAUCCUGGCCGACACAUACGCCCAGACUGAGUUUUCGCGGACGGUCCUGUACCCGUACUGUGCCCCUUACGCCCUGGAACUCGACUACCGCCAGAACCUUAUCCAAAAGGAACUCACGGGCUACAACGCCGACCUCAUCUGUUUACAGGAAGUUGACCGGAACGUGUUUACAGACAGCUUGGUGCCGGCCCUGGAGGCCUUUGGGCUGGAGGGCGUGUUUCGAAUCAAGCAGCACGAAGGCCUGGCCACUUUCUACCGGAAGUCCAAGUUCAGCCUCCUUAGCCAGCAUGACAUUCCUUUCCAUGAAGCCCUGCAGUCUGACCCACUUCACAAAGAACUGCUGGAGAAACUGGCUUUGUACCCAUCAGCGCAGGAGAGGGUGCUCCAGCGGUCUUCUGUACUUCAGGUUUCUGUUCUUCAGUCUACAAAGGACUCUUCUAAAAAGAUAUGUGUUGCUAAUACCCAUCUCUACUGGCACCCCAAAGGUGGGUACAUUCGUCUCAUUCAAAUGGCAGUAGCCUUGGCUCACAUUAGACACGUCUCUUGUGAUCUGUAUCCCAGCAUACCAGUUAUAUUUUGUGGGGACUUUAAUAGUACCCCAUCAACAGGAAUGUAUCACUUUGUCAUCAGUGGCAAUAUUCCAGAGGAUCAUGAAGACUGGACUUCCAAUGGGGAAGAGGAACGAUGCAACAUGUCUCUUACCCAUUUCUUCAAACUGAAAAGUGCUUGUGGUGAACCUGCUUACACAAAUUACGUUGGUGGCUUUCAUGGAUGUCUGGAUUACAUUUUCAUUGACUUAAAUGCUUUAGAGGUUGAACAGGUGAUUCCAUUACCUACUCAUGAAGAAGUUACCACCCACCAGGCCUUACCUAGUGUUUCCCAUCCCUCUGAUCACUUAGCACUUGUAUGUGAUUUAAAAUGGAAAUAGAUUUGUGUCUGAUGGAAUUUAAAUCUGCUUUAGUAGGAAAUUUAAUAUGAAUCAAAGCUAUGUGUAACCUUCAAAGAGAAAAACUAGGCACUAAGGUAAAAUAUGACCAUACUAGUUAUGUUCUAGUGUCUUCAUUACAUGACUAUCAUAAUGGUUGCAUAAUAUAGUUUCUCUACCCUUUUUUUUCUACACUUGGAGGAAAAACAAAUAUAUUUAUGACCAGCAGGAAGAACAUUGGGUACAUUUUAUAAGUACUUUUUUUUUUUACUAGUAAUUAAGAAUUUUGUAAAAAAAAAAAUAACCAUUUGAAUGGUCCUGUAAUUUUUCUAUCAUAACACACAUUUCAAAUUAAAUCAUUUAUAUAUAAUUAGGGGGAAAGCACAUACAAGUUAAAGUGAGAGGCUUAACUUCUGACACAUGGAAGGAAUAACAUUAGGGUCUACCUCUACCUCAAUUUGGUUAGCAAUUUAAUACAACUUCAGAGCUUUAACAAAAAAUUAAAAUAUACCAUUACCAAUUCCUAUUGCUUCUCAUCUUUCAUUUUUCAGUUAUCGUAAGGUAUCUUCAUUCUCUUAUUUUUAGGAUUUUUAGUGUAUGGUACAAAUGGACAUAUUUAUAUUCCCAU
Messenger RNA from Eubalaena glacialis (North Atlantic right whale), 2508 nucleotides. It is a transcript of the gene PDE12, whose product is annotated as phosphodiesterase 12. The transcript has 3 exons. The record is from RefSeq and is a predicted model, not a curated record. Gene Ontology annotation, biological process: nuclear-transcribed mRNA catabolic process, deadenylation-dependent decay. The coding region runs from base 54 to 1883 and encodes 609 amino acids. Lineage: Eukaryota; Metazoa; Chordata; Mammalia; Artiodactyla; Balaenidae. Gene Ontology annotation, molecular function: 3'-5'-RNA exonuclease activity. Gene Ontology annotation, cellular component: mitochondrion.